GCGCGGGCCGGGCGCGCGUGGGCGUGGGGCGCGCUGUCAGCGCGGGCGCGGGGCACCCGGCAGUGGGCACCGGUCCCGUGGCCCGUCCGGCCCGGCUCCCGCGAGGUGCGCUGCGCCCCCGAGGCGAGGUCCGGCGUGGGGUGCCCGUGGAGGCCGCGGGCGCGAGGGGCGGGAAGCGGGCCGCCGGGGCCACGUGACCGGUUUGUUUACAAACACUGCAGGGCCCGGGCAGCUGCCCGCGGCGGGACCCGUGGUGGCGCGGGUCCCCGGGUCGGGGCGGAGGAGCUGUGCGAGAAGCCGGGCAAGCUGCUGAGAACCAGCCCUAGACCUCUGCUUGAGGGUCCUUUCUCUGAAGACAUCACCAGUGUGUGGAGCGUGCCCCACACCCACCCCCUGCUAAACCACGGCCUUUACCUGUGUCUUCCGGUGUUUCCCGUGCGACCCGUCCUGUGGGAGUGCCUCGUGGGCCACUCCAGAGUUCACUCCACGCUCCACGGCGCCAAUGGUGAAGAUGACAAGAUCCAAGACUUUCCAGGCAUAUUUGCCUUCCUGCCACCGGACCUACAGCUGCAUUCACUGCAGAGCCCACUUGGCCAAUCAUGAUGAACUCAUUUCCAAGUCGUUCCAAGGAAGUCAAGGACGAGCAUACCUCUUUAACUCAGUAGUUAAUGUGGGCUGCGGGCCUGCAGAAGAGCGAGUGUUGCUAACAGGAUUGCAUGCAGUUGCAGACAUUUACUGUGAAAACUGCAAAACCACUCUGGGCUGGAAAUAUGAACAUGCCUUUGAAAGCAGCCAGAAAUAUAAAGAAGGCAAAUACAUCAUUGAGCUAGCACACAUGAUCAAGGACAAUGGCUGGGACUGAUUGGAGGGUAUCCACCUACCCCAGUGUCCACGUGAACGCCAUCCAACCAAACAUUCUACCCAAGCGUGAGAGAGUGACUGAACACUUGGUUCCAUCCAUUUAGGGGCCUUGCCAUCUGGGGCAUUCUCCCACCCUGAAGCCGUCUUUCUGGUGACCGGCCUCUAAAUCGCUGUCUCUCUGUCUCUUUGCUUUGUAUCUGUUUGUGAGUUGAUCCUGGCUUCUCUCUGUUCUAGUGUUGGCUGAAAACAAAACAACGAAAGGAACAGAUGCCUGACCGCAUGGGGCAGCCCACCUUGAUAAGGGCCCUGGGGCUCAUUAAGAGCUGCUUGAUGGCCUCUUGUCAGGAGAGCAGUGGCACAGCACGGGGGUGCAAGGAAGAAGGAAAUGGGGAGCCGUGAGGGUCCCAGGGCUGGUCAGGGGACGGGACGUUAGAGGUAGGAACAAAAUUGUGCUGCUCCUGGAGUCCUGGUAACUUAGGCUUGAAAUAAUCGACUUGUCUAAAAGGACAAAGAAAAAAAAUACCUCAUGACUGCAUUCUCUCUGAUCAGAAGCUCUGUUCCUGAACCAGCUGUGUCCGGUUAGCAUGUGAGCACAAGAAUGCGCCCUAACUAGUGGGACAGGGGCCUGGUCCUCCUGGGUCCAGCUGGGGGUGUCCUGGCAGCAGAGAGUGCAAAGCCCAGAUGGUUUUGAUAACUCUGAUGCCUCAGUGCCCCUUCAGGUAAUCUUCUUUGCCUCUUCAGCCACUGUUGGUGAGAGGAUGGGAGACUGCCUUUUGCAAUGGGUGCAAGAUCCAAACAUCCCAAAGGCUUUGACCACCAACCAAGUAAAAUCAGUAAUUGAGAACAGGGAACAAAGGGGGCUGUAGUUUGGGAGCUCCUACAGAAAUGGCUCAGAUAUUGGGCCAGAAAAAAAAAAAAAAAAAGUAGAACCAGCUAGCAGUUCUGUCUGACCUUUUUUUCCUGACCCUUAAUAAGAGAAGAGCAUUGUGGCAAGGAAGGGGGUGAGGUGGGGAAAUGCUGGGAAUAGUUUAGAUUUGAGCCAUUACAGGUUAGUGUAUAUUUCCACUUUGGUAUACAAUGGCUUCAGUGAGAUCAGCAAUUCUUUGUACAUAGAGUUUUGGUUGUUUUUCUCCAGUUCUAUCAUUGUAGAUUGUGGAAAACAAAGUCCCAAGGCUUUGAGCUUAGUGAUAACCCAGCCAGUAGAUUCCUCAUGCCCCUAGCUAUUCUCCUUGGACUUGAAUGCUUUGUGUGGAGAGAAAUUGUCAGAGUGGUCCAGCAGUGGGGAGGGCUUAGAUAUGAUGUCAAACAUCAAGUUAUAAAUUCUGAUAUUAGCCCCCACCUCCCAUCUCCCAAACCAAAGUUGAUUAUAUUAGGGAAGUGGGGAACAAAUCCCUAUAAGGCUCAUGAGAGAAAGGAGUUUGUUACAGUUAACCGACACUAUGAAGUGUUUUCUACAACACUUCAGCCAGUACAUGGUGCAUGACCGAAACUCAUUUAACUGAGUUAAUUUUAUUGCUUAGACUGAAAAUGUAAUUAUUGUUAAGAUAUGUGCAGGUUAUGUUAGAGUAUCUCAUUCUUGAAAGGGGGCUGAUCCCAUAGAAAAAAUUCACCUAAAAAGU
Messenger RNA from Panthera uncia (snow leopard), 2480 nucleotides. It is a transcript of the gene YPEL2, whose product is annotated as yippee like 2. NCBI's taxonomy places the organism in Eukaryota, Metazoa, Chordata, Mammalia, Carnivora, Felidae. The coding region runs from base 503 to 862 and encodes 119 amino acids. The transcript is spliced from 5 exons. The record is from RefSeq and is a predicted model, not a curated record.